UCUUUACAAAUCCUUUGUUUUUUCACACUCACUCUGUCUCUCUCAGUUCAAUUCUCUCUCUCUCUCUUUCUUUCUUUGGUGGCCAUUAAAGCUUAGCUCGGCUUUCGGAGCUAGCUAGCUAUGGCUUUCCUCUUUUUUGGUUUUGUCGGAAGCUUUUUCAUUGAGAUAUAAACACAAACACCAACACACAAAAAAAGAUCUCUCAUUUCGAAGUAAAAUUAAAUCCGCUUUUGAAGGAUGUUCUUUUAUCCAAUUUCUCUGAUCCAACUUUUUUAACCGCCAUUUGAUCUUUCUCUGAAACCAGGAAACCUUAGUAGUCACAGCUUCUCUUUAUACUUCUUUCUAUUUUGGGUUUUCUUUUCUUUUUUUUGGUUUCAAAUUUGUCUAAAGAAAAAUGAAGUCUUCGACUCGGCUUGACUCGGCUUUGUUUCAGCUCACUCCUACUCGAACCAGGUGUGAUUUGGUUAUAUCUGCAAAUGGGAAGGAAGAAAAAAUAGCUUCGGGUUUGCUGAAUCCAUUUCUUGCCCACUUGAAGUCUGCACAGGAGCAGAUGGCCAAGGGGGGUUAUUCGAUUGUUUUAGAGCCUGAGCCUGGCAGUGACUCAAUGUGGUUCACAAAGGGCACGGUGGAAAGGUUUGUUCGGUUUGUGAGCACUCCAGAGAUCUUGGAACGGGUCUACACUCUAGAAUCAGAGAUCUUGCAGAUUGAGGAGGCAAUUUCAAUUCAAGGCAACAAUGAUAUGGGGAUGAAUACUGUAGAAGAUUAUCAUGCCAAACCUGUAGAAAGUAUUGAAGGUAGCAGGCCUGUGCUUGAUACUAAUGAGGACAAAGCAAUUGUCCUUUAUAAGCAGCCUGGAGCAAAUCCACCUGAAGCAAAUGGAUCCACCACACAGGAGGGAAAUUCGAAAGUUCAACUUUUGAAAGUCCUGGAGACACGCAGAACUGUGCUGCAGAAAGAGCAAGGCAUGGCCUUUGCACGUGCUGUAGCUGCUGGUUUUGACAUUGAUCACAUGUCACCGUUGAUGUCAUUUGCCGAGUGCUUUGGGGCCUUGCGUUUAAUGGAUGCUUGUUUGAAAUUUUUGGAGUUAUGGAAAAGAAAGCAUGAAACUGGCCAGUGGCUUGAAAUUGAAGCAGCUGAAGCAAUGUCUAGCCGAUCAGAAUAUUCUGCAAUCAAUGCAUCAGGAAUUAUGCUUGCCAAUGAGGUCAAGCAAAAAGAAUAUGAGCUGGCUUCAGAAAAUAAUGGGAAAGCAAGUAGUGCCAUAAGUACAGAUGACAAGCCUCCCGCGGAUUACCAACCACUGCCUGGGCAUUUUCAAGGACAGUUUCCACAUCAUAUGUUCCCUUCCUGGCCUCUUCAUUCUCCUCCUGGUGCCCCUCCAGUUUAUCCAGCAUAUCCCAUGCAAGGCAUGCCUUACUAUCAGAACUAUCCAGGGAACAGCCCAUAUUUCCAGCCACCAUAUCCAUCGGUGUCAGACCCUAGACUCAAUGCUGGUCAAAGAAUGGGGCGUAGAAGGCAUUCCAUGGAUAGUAGGGAUAGCAAUACUGAAUUAGAAACUUGGGAGAUGGAUGCUUCAAAAACCAGAUCGCAGGAUGAAGUGGAGUUGGAGAAUGAAGAAGCUUCGCAAACUCGAGAAUCAAGGAAGAAGGGAAGCCGAUCAGGUAAAAAGCAAUCAGGUAUGGUUGUCAUUCGGAACAUUAAUUACAUCACUUCAAAGAGACAGAACUCUUCGGAUAGUGACUCACAAUCAGCUUCUGACUCUGAAACUGACGAGGAAGUUGAAGAUUUAGAGGCUAGUUCCCUGGAUGCGAGGCGUAUGGACUCUAAGAGAUCUUCCAAUAGAAAAGGAAAGCAUUCCAAAUCCAUGGAUAAAUUGAAUUCAUCUGAUGCUGCACAUGGGAAGGAUGUAGAUGGUGGACACUGGCAAGCAUUUCAAAAUUAUUUACUGAGAGAUGAUGAUGAGGACAAACGUGCAGUUGAUCAAGGCAUGUUUGCAAUGGAAAAGGAAGUUCAAGUGAAAAGGAGACAAAAUACUAUAGGGGAUGAUCCUUUAGCUUUUAGCGGACAAGAUAAGGGUGAAAUACAAGAAGGUAAUAUGAUAGAUAUGCACAAAAUUAGUGGAAAGAUGACCUACAUGCACAAAGACUCAAACAAUGAAUUGUUGAUUUCUAGAAGAAAUGGUCAACCUGGUGAUGGCAGAAGGUCUAUGGAUGUACAGCCUACAGAACUAGAUGGAAGACGUGGUGGCUAUAGGAGGACUGGCAAUGAUGAUUUUAUGAUACGUAGCCAGUUGGAUUACACAAGCUCUACCUCAGAUCCACUUGUAAAUGGAUUUGAUCGUAUAAACAAUAACUUGGAUAGGAAGUCAUCACAUGAUAUGGAUGAUGAUUCUUAUAUUGUUGCAUUAAGGGCUAAUUCACUAGAUCAAGUUGGAAACAAUGAAAGAAAUGCUAUUGACAUGUAUUCUGAGUUCCCAUCUGCUUCUCAGUUGGCAGAAAGUGUGUCGAAUAGAGUUGGCAGUCAAGUCAAUUAUGAACCAGAUGGAUUGAGUUUGAUGCCUGAGCGUGGGACAGAGAAGGAAUCAAUUGGUUAUGACCCUGCUUUAGAUUAUGAAAUGCAGAUCCGAGCUGAAGACGGUGCUUCACUAGAUAAGAAAAAUGUGGAGGUAGAAAUCAAGCAAGGGUCUAAAAAAUCAGACAAGGAGCGGAAAUCAAGACUUACGCCAGAUGCUUCAGAUAAGAAGACUGGGGGGCCAAUAAGGAAAGGGAGGUCCUCAAAGUUGAGUCCUUUGGAUGAAGCACGAGCACGUGCUGAGAAGCUAAGAACCUUUAAAGCUGAUCUCCAGAAAAUGAAGAAAGAGAAGGAGGCAGAAGAGAUGAAACGACUAGAAGCUUUAAAGAUUGAAAGGCAAAAGAGAAUUGCUGCAAGAGGGGGUUCCAUCCCAGCUAAGUCAUCAAUACCCUCAAAUCAAACCAAGAAACAAUUGCCAACAAAACUUUCCCCAGGCUCUCACAAGGUAUCAAAGUUUAGUGAUUCGGAGCCAGGAUCAUCAUCACCUCUAAAUAGGUUCCCCAUCAAAACUGCUUCUGUGGGAUCCAGUGAUUCUAAAAAAGUCUCUAAACCUGGCAGCUUGAAUACUAGAAGUCACUCGGCUGGAAAUAAACUGAGUCACUCUGUGUCUUCAUUGCCUGAAACAAAGAAAGAGAACACUAGUGUUACAUCUGAUACAAAGGCAUCCAUGGCACGGAUCAGAAGAUUAUCAGAGCCUAAAAUGGGUAGCAGCCAUCAUGUUUCUUCAGUUAAGUCAAAAAGUACUGAACCAGUAUCAAAGACAAAGAUAUCUGAUGGGCCCGAGAGCAAAAAAAUAUCUGCUAUUGUGAACUAUGAUAAAAGCAAGGCGGCAACCCUUCCAGAAUUGAAAAUAAGGACAUCCACAGGACCCGAUGUUGCCAAGAACAAAUCAGCAGCAAAAGAUAUGACGCAGAAGGUUAAUGGAAAGAAGUCUUCUACAACAUCUGAAGGUGCUAAGCCGAAGAGGAACAACGAAAGCAUUUCACAUUAUAGUGAUGGUGAUGACAACCCAAUAAUUGAAAAGACUGUUGUGAUGCUAGAAUGUGAUAAGCCUUCUAUUCCUACUGUACAUGCAUUGGAAGGAAAUAUGGAGGCGCAAAAGGGACGGUACAAUAACGUAGAGAUUGGGAAGAAAUCUGAGGUGGUGUCAGAUUAUGCUGCUGUGCGUGCUCCAGUUUCACCAUUUACCAUGGAUAGAGUUGAUGGAGAUUCCUCUAAACGCCAAUCACAAGAACAACCUGUUUCUUAUAAGGUCACAACAAUUAAUACAGACAAAGAACCUCCAAAGUUUUCAAGCAUUGGUAUUGCUGAUAAACCGUAUCAAGCCCCCUUGGCUCGGAAUUCUUCUUUGGAAGAUCCAUGUACUGGAAAUUCCGAGUAUAGCAAAGCACCACCAGUAAGCUCAGAGAUUAUGACAACAGGUACAGAGACUGUUAAAGCACUUGUAUCUGAUUCUAGAAACUUGAGACUGGAAAAGAUUCCUGAAUCAUUGGAGAAACCUCAAGUAAAGGAAUCAUCAAAAGGAAUUAGACGGCUGUUGAAGUUUGGAAGAAAGAAUCAUAGCUCAGCUACAGGCGAACGCAAUACUGAAUCUGACAAUGUCACUGGUUCUGAGGUCGAUGAUUCUGCGACAAACUCUGUUUCUACAAGUGAAGUUCAUACAUUGAAGAAUUUGAUCUCUCAAGAUGAAACUCCCACAGGUGGCAAUACUCCGCAAAAGUCAUCUCGCUCUUUCUCCUUGUUAUCUCCCUUCCGGAGCAAGAAUAGUGAAAAGAAAUCGACAGCAUGACAACAUGGAUUAUAUAUUUGAAGGUGACGGAGCAGCUUGUAUGUUUCGACUAUUUUGGUUGUGAAUUUUUACAAAUAUCAUUGUUGUAAUGUGAAAAGGCAAAAUUAUUAGUGACAUUGUUGUUAAAGUGAUCCUUGUACAUGACCAUUCAUUUGAAUGAUAACAUAUUGUGUAGCUCCCUGUGUGAACUUAUUAAAUCAACAAUAGCUAUAAACUUGGAUAGUUUUGUUUGAGA
This is a messenger RNA of Quercus robur (English oak), 4592 nucleotides long. RefSeq names its product COP1-interacting protein 7. The coding region runs from base 395 to 4357 and encodes 1320 amino acids. The transcript has 13 exons. The record is from RefSeq and is a predicted model, not a curated record. NCBI's taxonomy places the organism in Eukaryota, Viridiplantae, Streptophyta, Magnoliopsida, Fagales, Fagaceae.